CCCCCCCAUUUUUGUUAGUCUUGUGUGUCUUAUUUGUUUCUGCAUGAGAAGAGUGGGGAUUGGAAGAGUCCUGUGCGGAAACUCUCCAGCGGCGGCUGAGGGAGGAGGUGGAGGUGGAGGAGGAGGAGGAGGAGGGCGGCUGAAGAGACGGCGGCAACACCAGCAUGCCGAGGAGAAAGCAGCAAGCUCCCCGGCGCUCUGCAGCUUAUGUUCCUGAAGAAGAACUGAAAGCAGCAGAAAUUGAUGAAGAAAGUGGGGAGGAUGAUGGGCUAUCUCUGGACAUCCAAGAAACUGAGUACAUGUGCCAAGAUGAAACAGAGAUCAAAGAGGCUCAGAGUUACCAGAAUUCUCCAGUCAGCACAGCAACAAAUCAAGAUGCAGGUUAUGGUUCACCAUUCAGUGAAAACAGUGAUCAACUGGCUCAUUUCAAAAGCUCUUCCUCUAAAGAAGAGAAAGAAGAUCACAAGUGCUUGGACAAUGCUUCCUAUCCACAGGACAGCUUAGCACAGAUAAAAGCCGUGUAUGCAAAUUUACUGUCAGAAUCUUGUUGGUCUGGUUUAGCUUUAGAUUUAAAAAAAUCAAAGAAUAAUGAAGACAGCCCGAAAGAAAGCACCACUAACAGCACCACUAGUAACAGUACCCCAAAUACAAGUGCCAGCACCAGUACCAACACUACUACCACUACAAGCAUCAGUAGUACUAGUAACAGUAGCAGUGGCAGUUCAGGUUAUGACUGGCAUCAAGCGGCUUUGGCCAAAACUCUGCAACAGACCUCAUAUGGACUUCUACCAGAACCCAGUCUGUUCAGCACAGUGCAACUUUACCGGCAAAACAAUAAACUGUAUGGUUCUGUGUUCACUGGUGCCAGUAAAUUCCGAUGCAAAGACUGUAGUGCAGCGUAUGAUACACUGGUAGAGCUUACAGUGCACAUGAAUGAAACUGGACAUUACCGGGAUGACAACCAAGAUAAAGAAUCUGAAAAAGCCAGACGGUGGUCGAAGCCCAGAAAGCGAUCACUUAUGGAAAUGGAAGGCAAAGAGGAUGCCCAGAAAGUACUAAAAUGCAUGUACUGUGGUCAUUCAUUUGAAUCUUUACAAGACUUAAGUGUCCAUAUGAUAAAAACAAAGCAUUACCAGAAAGUGCCUCUGAAGGAACCAGUACCAGCCAUCACCAAACUGGUGCCUUCUACCAAAAAACGAGCACUUCAGGACUUGGCUUCACCUUGCUCCCCUGAGCCAACAGCAAUCACUUCAGAGACUACACUUAGUGAAGCAGGAAAGGAUCAGAAAACUGCCAAUCCAUAUGUAACUCCCAAUAAUCGCUACGGCUAUCAAAAUGGUGCUAGCUACACUUGGCAGUUUGAGGCCCGCAAAGCUCAGAUACUAAAAUGCAUGGAGUGUGGCAGUUCCCAUGACACUUUGCAGCAGCUGACUGCUCACAUGAUGGUCACAGGACAUUUUUUGAAAGUAACUAAUUCAGCCUCUAAGAAAGGAAAACAGCUAGUACUGGACUCGGUAGUUGAAGAAAAGAUACAAUCCAUACCUUUGCCACCUACCACUCAUACAAGAUUACCAGCUACAAAUAUUAAAAAGCAACCGGAUUCUCCUGCUGGAUCUACAACUUCUGAAGAAAAGAAGGAGCCAGAAAAAGAACAGGUGAUUGUUACUGAAACAGACAAAAAAAUUAAAGAAGAAAACGAGGACUCUUCAGAAAAAUUUGAGCCAACAGCUGUCUAUCAGUACCUCCGAGAAGAGGAUCUAGAUGAAAGUCCAAAAGGUGGAAUCGACAUAUUGAAAUCUCUGGAGAACACAGUGACCACAGCUAUAAGCAAAGCUCAAAAUGGAGCACCUUCCUGGGGAGGCUACCCUAGCAUUCAUGCAGCUUAUCAGCUUCCAGGAACCGUUAAAUCCCUUCAGCCAACUGUGCAGAGUGUUCAGAUUCAGCCAUCGUAUGCUAGCAAUGUAAAAUCAUUGUCUUCAGAACACAAUGCGCUGAUCCAUUCCCCAGGCAAUCUGACACCCCCUCCUCAUAAAAGUAAUGUCUCUGCCAUGGAAGAGCUAGUAGAGAAGGUCACGGGCAAAAUCCAUAUUAAAAAAGAAGAAAAGCCUUCAGAGAAAGAAAAAUGUUCUCCAGUCAAGCCAUUGUCCCCUGUUCCUAAGGAAAGCAAAGACUUUCCAAAAUCAGAGGAAAGCAACAAGCAACAACAACUACAUCAGCAUCCACUACAGCAAAAACAAAGUCCUGAAGCUGAGGUUCAGAAGGUCAAAAAGGAUGUUCUAGCCGACCCACAUGCACUUAAUGGCACUGAACCACCUAAAGCAAAAGUCACCAAUGGCUGUAAUAACUUGGGUAUCAUUACAGACCAUUCACCAGAGCAAUCAUUCAUUAACCCACUGAGUGCUUUGCAGUCCAUCAUGAAUACCCACUUAGGCAAAGUCUCUAAUCCUGUAAGUCCUUCUUUGGAUCCUUUGGCCAUGUUAUAUAAAAUUAGUAACAGCAUGUUGGACAAACCCAUUUACCCUACAACUCCAGCCAAGCAAGCUGAGCCUAUUGACCGGUACUAUUACGAGAACAGCGAUCAGCCUAUUGAUUUAACAAAAUCCAAAACCAAACCACUGAUUUCCAGUAUGACUGAUUCUGUCUCAUCUCCUCUAAGAGAAAGUGCCCUAAUGGAUAUUUCUGACAUGGUAAAGAACCUCACAGGACGCUUGACUCCCAAAUCUUCUACUCCAUCUUCUGUGUCAGAAAAAUCGGACGCAGAUGGAAGUAGCUUUGAAGAAGCUUUGGAUGAACUGUCUCCAGUACACAAGAGGAAGGGUAGGCAGUCAAACUGGAACCCUCAGCAUCUUCUCAUCCUUCAAGCCCAGUUUGCUUCCAGUUUGAGGGAGACACCGGAAGGCAAAUAUAUUAUGUCGGACCUAGGCCCACAAGAACGGGUUCAUAUCUCGAAGUUUACUGGUCUUUCCAUGACCACAAUUAGCCACUGGCUGGCAAAUGUGAAGUAUCAGUUAAGGAGGACAGGUGGAACUAAGUUUUUAAAGAAUUUGGAUACAGGUCAUCCUGUUUUCUUUUGCAAUGAUUGUGCCUCUCAAUUCAGGACUGCUUCCACGUAUAUAAGUCACUUGGAGACACAUUUAGGGUUCAGUUUGAAGGAUCUGUCCAAAUUGCCACUUAAUCAGAUACAAGAACAGCAGAAUGUUUCCAAGGUUCUCUCAAAUAAGACUUUAGGCUCACUUGGAAUUGCCGAGGAGGACUCGGGCUCCACAUUCCAGUGUAAGCUCUGUAAUCGAACUUUUGCAAGCAAGCAUGCAGUCAAACUGCACCUUAGUAAAACACAUGGGAAGUCCCCUGAGGACCAUCUGAUCUAUGUAACUGAGUUAGAAAAACAUUAGCGUCCAGGUAAGCAACCAGGUAUGCAAGUGACCACAGGAACAUUGCACUAAACUUCAUAGUACUGCACUAGGCCUGAUCUGAGCCUCUGAAAUCAGUCUUACUUUUGUUGCUGAACUGCCUAUCUGGAGCUUGGUUUUUCUUACAUACGUUUUGUAGUUAUAUUUAUAUGCUCUUUGUCUGAUCUGUGCAUGUUUUUAAAACCUUUUUUUCCCUUUCCUCCCCCCCCUUUCUUUUUCUGUGAGUCAAAGUCUGACCUUUAUUUUCAACACAUGUCCUUGAUGUUAAGCUAUCUUUUGUAGACUAUAGUGGGAGACACUAUUGAGAGACAUUAAUUUAGCCGUAAAGAAAGACACAAAGAACAAUAACAAAAAGACAUUCUAAAAUUACAAAGUUGCCAUGACAAUAAAGGUCACAGAACCCUGUGGUGUCAGUUUUUAACCCUCUGAGGACUAUAAUAGUAUUCUGUGCCUUUCCCAAAAGAAGGUGUGUGUGUUUUUUUAAAAAAGGCAUUUCAUCCUAAUAUAACUGGGUCAAAUUCACUUACAUUUAAUAGUUUUUUUUCAAAUGUCAAAAAGCCUCCCCCCCUCAAAAAGCGCAGUUCUGAUUUGCAAAGAAAAGAUGCAUGCCAUUCUUGAAUAAUUAUUAAAAGUGAUCAAAUGCUCAAAGACAUGACCCAUGUUUUAAAAAAUAAAAUCACAAACCAGUUUGCCACUAUGCCCAAACCCUCUGAAUGCUGAAUAUUGCCACUUGACUGGCAUAAAAAGUAUGCAAGUUAUUUUAAAAAAUGUAAAAAUGUUAUUUCUUUUUUCUGUAAGAUACUGCAGUUUAUAGUUAUUUACAAAUGUAAGCUUUGGUACAGGCUGAUCUUUAUAGUGUGCUGCAUUGGUACAUUAAAAUGAAACAAAACAACAACAAAAAUGGGGCAAGUGUUGGAUUCUGAUCCUUGUAAAUUGCCAGCAUCAGCUUAGGUUAAAAAAAAACCAGUACAUGUUGCAUAUUGUACCAUUUUAAAUUGUUCAACUUCCUUUGUACCUUCUGGCUGUAUGCUUUCUCUCUUAACUUUUUAUAUUGUCAUUUUAUAUUCAAUUUCUGUGUAUAUAAUGUAAAAACACACUUUUUUGAAUAAAAUUGAGUUCCUUGCAGCUUGAGUUAAAUAGAGAAAUUUUACUGGCACCUGCAUCUUCCCAGAUGCAUGUACUCAAAGGAGCUAUCUGACAAAAUAAAUAAAUAAAAAUAAAGCAAACAAUGCACUAUGAAUUAUACAUUUUGAUGUUUUAUCAUUAAUAUUGUACAGUACCUUUUUGGUUCACGCAAUGAAAUCCACUGUUUUCUCAAUUGUAAAAUAAACCCACAUGCAGUUCUUGAUUUGUG
Messenger RNA from Thamnophis sirtalis, 4764 nucleotides. It is a transcript of the gene TSHZ1, whose product is annotated as teashirt zinc finger homeobox 1. Gene Ontology annotation, biological process: regulation of transcription by RNA polymerase II. Gene Ontology annotation, molecular function: DNA-binding transcription factor activity, RNA polymerase II-specific; DNA binding. The record is from RefSeq and is a predicted model, not a curated record. Lineage: Eukaryota; Metazoa; Chordata; Lepidosauria; Squamata; Natricidae. Gene Ontology annotation, cellular component: nucleus.